Aspergillus wentii DTO 134E9 is the source of this 1485-nucleotide messenger RNA. Its product is annotated as cytochrome P450. Bases 1 to 1485 code for a protein of 494 amino acids. The record is from RefSeq and is a predicted model, not a curated record. Gene Ontology annotation, molecular function: heme binding; iron ion binding; oxidoreductase activity, acting on paired donors, with incorporation or reduction of molecular oxygen. NCBI's taxonomy places the organism in Eukaryota, Fungi, Ascomycota, Eurotiomycetes, Eurotiales, Aspergillaceae. The transcript has 3 exons.
AUGUUACUACUCCCAAUCCUCAUCGCCCUCGGCGUGAUCCUCGCCAUCCGCCUCCUCAAAACCCCCAACCUCUCCAUCCCGGGCCCAUUCAUCGGGCGCUUCACCAAUCUCUGGUAUCUAUGGCAGAUGAAACGGGGCGACUUCCACAAAACCAACAUCCAACUGCAUGAGCGAAACGGACCGGUCGUGCGCAUCGCCCCCAACUAUUUCAGCCUUUCAGACCCUGCCGCCGCAAAAGCCAUUUACGGGCAUGGGAGCAAGUAUGCGAAAUCGGAAUGGUACGAUGCGUGGACCUUCUCGCCGGACCCCAAAAUCACGAAUUUGUUUUCGGAGCGGAAUGGGCAGCGCCAUGCGGGGAUGCGGAGAAAGGUCGCGGCGAUGUAUUCGAUGACUUCGCUGGUGGCCUAUGAGCCGUUUGUGGAUAAUUGUGUUGGCAUAUUUAAAGAAAGAUUAGAGGAGUUUGCGAGCGAAGGCACGGUGAUUGAUGUAGCGCAUUGGGUGCAGUGUUAUGCGUUUGAUGUUAUUGGGGAGAUUACAUUCGGUAAACGAUUCGGCUUCCUCGAUCGAGGCGAGGAUAUCCGGGAUGUCAUGGCCUUUCUCGACCUGAGCUUCACCGUAUCCUCCUAUUCCGGUCUGUAUAUCUGGCUUCGACCGUACUUUUUGCGGCUGGCAAAGGCCAUGGGCAAGAACCAAACCUACGUGAACCAGUUUACGUAUAAACACGUUAUGGAGGCAAAGAAAGCUCACCAAGAAAACAAAGAGAAGCAAUCUGCUUCGAAUCUCCCAGAGUUCAUGGUGAUGAAACUCAUUGAACUGCAAGAUAAACAAUCUAACGAUGCCGCUGCCAUGAUGGACUGGGAUGUCAUGUCUACUGCGGGCGCGAACGUGGGUGCCGGCAGUGAUACGACAGCUAUCAGUUUGUCCUCUGUGUUGUAUUAUAUGUACAAGACGCCUGGAUGUUUGGAGAAAGUACGCAAGGAGAUUGAAGAGAGCAGGAUGCCAGAAAAGCCGACAUUCAAGGAUGCACAGGCGAUGGUUUAUCUGCAGGCUGUUAUCAAAGAGGCGUUGCGCAUCCAUCCUGGCGUCGGGUUUCCGCUGUUCAGAACUGUUCCUCAAGGUGGUGCGAUGCUUUCUGGGAGAUAUUUCCCUGAAGGAACUAACGUUGGUGUCAACUCCUGGGUUGUUCAAUACGAUACGGAGGUUUAUGGACCAGAUGCCGCGAUCUUCAGACCAGAACGAUGGCUCGAGUCCGACAAAGAGAGACUCACAGCGAUGGAACAGAACUUUAUGCCAUUCGGGAUGGGAUCAAGGACCUGUAUAGGGAAGAAUAUCUCACUUCUGGAGAUGAGCAAGUUGAUUCCUGUCUUGGUCAGGGACUUUGAUAUGGAAUUCAGCGACGAUAUCAAGGCUAGCAUCGGUGUGAAGAAUCGCUGGUUCGUGAAGCCUACAAAUUUCCAGGCUAGAAUGAUCAAAAGAACUGUAUAG